Messenger RNA from Chrysochloris asiatica (Cape golden mole), 1164 nucleotides. It is a transcript of the gene ADIPOR2, whose product is annotated as adiponectin receptor 2. Gene Ontology annotation, biological process: adiponectin-activated signaling pathway. Gene Ontology annotation, molecular function: signaling receptor activity. NCBI's taxonomy places the organism in Eukaryota, Metazoa, Chordata, Mammalia, Afrosoricida, Chrysochloridae. The record is from RefSeq and is a predicted model, not a curated record. The coding region runs from base 1 to 1164 and encodes 387 amino acids. The transcript is spliced from 7 exons. Gene Ontology annotation, cellular component: plasma membrane.
AUGAACGAGACAGAAGAAAACCGGCUGUGGUGCAGCAGGACUCCAGAGCCAGAUAUAAGGCUCAGAAAAGGGCACCAACUUAAUGAUUCAAGGAGAGGUGAUAAUGACAGCCAUCAAGAAGGGGAUUUGGAGCUCAUUUUAAAGGCACCUGUUUUUUCUUCCCAUCAAAAAAAUAGCUCUGAGGAACAUGAGUGCAGUGAUGAAACCUCUCAGGAAGAUGAGAGGUUUAUGGGCAUGUCCCCUCUCUUACAAGCCCAUCAUGCCAUGGAAAGAAUGGAAGAAUUUGUUUGUAAGGUAUGGGAAGGUCGAUGGCGAGUAAUCCCUCAUGAUGUACUACCAGACUGGCUAAAGGAUAACGACUUUCUUUUACAUGGACACAGGCCCCCCAUGCCUUCUUUCCGAGCCUGUUUUAAGAGCAUUUUCAGAAUACACACAGAAACAGGCAACAUCUGGACACAUCUCUUAGGUUGUGUAUUCUUCCUGUGCCUGGGGAUCUUUUAUAUGUUUCGUCCAAACAUUUCCUUUGUGGCCCCUCUGCAAGAGAAGGUGGUCUUCGGAUUAUUCUUCUUGGGGGCCAUUCUCUGCCUUUCUUUCUCAUGGCUCUUCCACACAGUCUACUGCCACUCAGAAGGGGUCUCCCGGCUCUUCUCGAAACUGGACUACUCUGGUAUUGCUCUUCUGAUUAUGGGAAGUUUUGUUCCUUGGCUUUAUUAUUCUUUCUACUGCAAUCCACAACCUUGUUUCAUCUAUUUGAUUGUCAUCUGUGUGCUGGGCAUUGCAGCCAUUAUCGUCUCCCAGUGGGACAUGUUUGCUACUCCUCAGUAUCGGGGUGUAAGAGCAGGAGUGUUUUUGGGCCUAGGCCUGAGUGGAAUCAUUCCUACUUUACACUAUGUCAUCUCUGAGGGAUUCCUGAAGGCUGCCACCAUAGGACAGAUAGGCUGGUUGAUGCUGAUGGCCAGUCUGUAUAUCACAGGAGCUGCACUUUAUGCUGCCCGGAUCCCUGAACGCUUCUUUCCUGGCAAGUGUGACAUAUGGUUUCACUCUCAUCAGCUGUUUCACAUCUUUGUGGUUGCUGGAGCUUUCGUUCACUUCCAUGGUGUCUCAAACCUCCAGGAGUUCCGUUUCAUGAUUGGCGGGGGCUGCAGUGAAGAGGAUGCACUGUGA